Messenger RNA from Talaromyces stipitatus ATCC 10500, 1340 nucleotides. Its product is annotated as cytochrome c peroxidase Ccp1, putative. The record is from RefSeq and is a predicted model, not a curated record. The transcript has 3 exons. Gene Ontology annotation, biological process: response to reactive oxygen species; hydrogen peroxide catabolic process; cellular response to oxidative stress. NCBI's taxonomy places the organism in Eukaryota, Fungi, Ascomycota, Eurotiomycetes, Eurotiales, Trichocomaceae. Gene Ontology annotation, molecular function: heme binding; peroxidase activity. Bases 1 to 1083 code for a protein of 360 amino acids.
AUGGCCUCAGCUGCUAGGACCUUCACCCGGGCCAUCGCCCGCUCUAACCUCCGCCCCGUUGCUCGCAGUACUCGUUUCGCCGUUCCCGCGCAGACCCUACGCUCUGCUGGCCGCCGUGGCUAUGCUUCCGAAGCCGAGGCUGGCAAGUCCAACAGCGCUCUGUACUGGGGACUCGGUCUCGCUGUUGCCGGUGGUGCUGGAUACUACUUGUACAACAGCGGCGAUGUGAAAGCCAAGGUUUCCGGGCCUUUUGUACCUACCAAGGAAGACUACCAGAAGGUCUAUGAUGAGAUUGCUCGCCUUUUGGUGGAGAAGGAUGACUACGAUGAUGGCAGCUAUGGACCUGUCCUCGUCCGAUUGGCAUGGCACGCUAGCGGUACCUACGACAAGGAGACUGGUACUGGUGGCAGCAACGGAGCCACCAUGCGAUUCGCUCCUGAGUCUGACCACGGCGCCAAUGCGGGUCUGAAAAUUGCUCGUGACUUCCUCGAGCCUGUUCAUGAAAAAUUCCCCUGGAUCAGCUACGGUGAUCUCUGGACUCUUGCUGGUGUCUGCGCCAUUCAAGAGAUGCAGGGGCCUGUUAUUCCCUGGAGACCGGGCCGACAGGACCGUGAUGUAGCCGCCUGCACACCCGACGGUCGUCUUCCCGAUGCUUCCAAGGACCAGAACCACAUUCGCGCCAUCUUCGGCCGCAUGGGCUUCGAUGACCGUGAAAUGGUUGCUCUUUCUGGAGCCCACUCCCUUGGCCGUGCCCAUACCGACCGCUCCGGCUAUGACGGGCCAUGGGACUUCAGCCCUACUGUUUUCACCAACGAGUUCUUCCGCCUCUUGGUUGAAGAGAAGUGGUCAUGGAAGAAGUGGAACGGUCCCGCCCAGUACACCGACAACACCACCAAGACCUUGAUGAUGUUGCCCACUGACUUGGCUCUUGUCAAGGACAAGGAGUUCAAGAAACACGUCGAACGCUAUGCCAAGGAUAGCGAGGUCUUUUUCAAGGAGUUCUCUGAUGCCUUUGUUAAGCUUUUGGAACUCGGCGUUCCCUUUAAGACUGAGGAGCGCUUCGUCUUGAAGAAGAACGAGUAAAUUACUGUUUGUGACCCGACUUUCUUUUCAUUUUCUUUACGUAUGCUUUCUACCGAAUUGAUUUGUCUAGAUAUCCCAUGUAACUUUUUACAGUUCGGUUGAGAGCGUUUUCUCGAUACACAUACAUACACAUACAGACACAUAUACAGUUCAUCUAGAAUCAGAGACUAGAUUGCGGCUGCUUGUCCGACGGUUUCGCUGUCAGAAAUUUAUUUUCGUUUCAUGUGAGACAAUGUUUGAAUAAGACUCUUUUUGAA